AUGGAGGGUUGUAUAAUUUAUACGAGGAAACGAGUUCGUGAUGACUCGGAUGCCGACUCGACCGAGUCCAAGCGAGUUACCCGAGUCGACUCAGUUUCUGAUAGCCUCUCACGUGUCGACUCGGACGGGUCUGAAUCUGAAAUCGUUUGGGUUGAAUCUGAACCUGACUCGUACGAGGUUAAUGAUAUGACUGAUGAGAUUCUUAACAUACUUGAUGAAACAGAUAAUGUCCAGGAGCGUGAGAUCACCGUCACCGCCGUUCAAGGACUCGACUCUGUCAUCAAGAGUUUUGAAGAUGAGAUAUUUGCCCCGGGUCUGUACCAAGUACCCGACUCCAGUGAGUUCAACCCGAAUCUUGGGUAUUUACUGGAAGCUUCAGACGAUGAACUUGGUUUACCACCGACUAUGGUGCAAACCGAGGAGAAAAUUUUACCGGAAAUCAAUGAGUCGGAUCGGGUUGGCCCGGACGGUGUUGAUUUGACCGGGUUUUAUUGGUUUGAGGAAGAGAUUCGAAACAAUGAAGGAUUCGGGUUGAUGGGUUAUGAUACUGUUUCCGAUGAGAACGACGGUGGCUAUGUGACGAUUGAUGGACUGUUUGAUUAUGGUGAACCGACGGAUUUUUUGUGGCGGUCGGAGUCGUUGCAGGCUAUGUAG
This is a messenger RNA of Vicia faba (fava bean), 654 nucleotides long. NCBI's taxonomy places the organism in Eukaryota, Viridiplantae, Streptophyta, Magnoliopsida, Fabales, Fabaceae. The record is from the annotation of a GenBank genome assembly.